Messenger RNA from Spodoptera exigua (beet armyworm), 227 nucleotides. Lineage: Eukaryota; Metazoa; Arthropoda; Insecta; Lepidoptera; Noctuidae. The record is from the annotation of a GenBank genome assembly.
UGCAUCAAGAAUGCAAUUAAAAUUAAAUAUCUUUGUGGUGAAACUUUCCGAAGCAUUUUCAACGUAUGGCUCCCAAGUUGGAAUGGAUGAAUAAGGAUGGGAGGUUAAUAUUAGUAUUUCAUAAUACAAUGAGCUCGAAGUUUUCGUACAUAGUUAAAUAUUUUUUGUAAAUCAUUGUCGUCGCAAUGUAUUGAGAACGAUGAUACGCAUGCGACAGACGGGGCCCG